This is a messenger RNA of Histoplasma mississippiense, 381 nucleotides long. RefSeq lists its product with no specific name. Gene Ontology annotation, molecular function: RNA polymerase II transcription regulatory region sequence-specific DNA binding; DNA-binding transcription activator activity, RNA polymerase II-specific. Gene Ontology annotation, biological process: regulation of transcription by RNA polymerase II. Gene Ontology annotation, cellular component: nucleus. The transcript has 2 exons. The record is from RefSeq and is a predicted model, not a curated record. NCBI's taxonomy places the organism in Eukaryota, Fungi, Ascomycota, Eurotiomycetes, Onygenales, Ajellomycetaceae. Bases 1 to 381 code for a protein of 126 amino acids.
AUGCCCGCGAUAUCUUCACCGACGACCACAGCACCAGCACCAGCGAACCAAGGCACCAAGCGGAAACAGGAUGUCGUUGUCCCCGGAACCCAAAGCAUCGAUGAAGCCGCGCGCCUCGCACAGGAAGAAGAUAAGCGACGCCGCAACACAGCUGCCAGCGCCCGCUUCCGCAUCAAGAAAAAGGAGCGUGAAAAGAACAUGGAACGCACCGUCAAGGACGUUACGGCCAAGAACGCCACACUGGAAGCCCGCAUCACCCAGCUGGAGAUGGAGAACCGGUGGCUGAAGAAUCUCAUCACUGAAAAAAACGGCGGCGCCCUUGCUGACGGUGACAUCGCGGGCAUGCUCUACAAAUACCGCACCAGCACGGAGGCGGCGUGA